This is a messenger RNA of Perkinsus marinus ATCC 50983, 219 nucleotides long. RefSeq lists its product as hypothetical. The record is from RefSeq and is a predicted model, not a curated record. Bases 1 to 219 code for a protein of 72 amino acids. The transcript has 2 exons. NCBI's taxonomy places the organism in Eukaryota, Perkinsozoa, Perkinsida, Perkinsidae.
AUGCGUAUUGCAGACCUUGGUAACUUGCCUAAUCUGCGUGGCGAACAGCUGCAUGUUUAUAUGGAGUGUGCAUCUCGUAUGAAGUAUUUUGCGGAGCAUAAUCUUGACAUCAUUCGUGAAUCGGUGGAUGAUGAGAACUAUUCACCUGAUAUUCUCGAUGAUGACGCUGUGGAUGCAAUCAAUGAGCAACGACCAAUGGUACUGGAAAGACACUACUGA